Messenger RNA from Ricinus communis (castor bean), 1778 nucleotides. RefSeq names its product CASP-like protein 4A3. The coding region runs from base 604 to 1524 and encodes 306 amino acids. The transcript is spliced from 3 exons. Lineage: Eukaryota; Viridiplantae; Streptophyta; Magnoliopsida; Malpighiales; Euphorbiaceae. The record is from RefSeq and is a predicted model, not a curated record.
CAUUAAAAAUGAUCCACUUUUGUAUUAGUGAUCAACAAAUUGAAUGGCGUAAUUAUCAAUAUUAAAAACGACCAUUAGAAAAUAUUUGUAUAAUUCACCCUCCUAUAUGUGUUUCCUUAAAUAAAUCUUGAGAGGAGAACAAAGGAGAAAGACUUGUAGAAAUUCAGAGAUAUUAUGGGGGUAGAUGUGCAAUUUGCAUAUAAUUAUAAUAGUAAAAGAGUCUCUCUCUACUACUAGUAGGGUGCAUCAUUUUAACAUGGAAUCUCACUCUCUUGAGUAAGAAGAAAACUCUCGUGCAGCACAAAUCACACCCUUACUCUUAAUAGCCCUCUAACAAGAUGCCACGUCGCGCACUUCACUCCUUUUCAAUUAAUUAUUGGCUCUCAUUCAUGCCAGGUUCUUAUUUUUGUAUACACACUAACAUAUUCCUCACUUUAAUAUGCCACCUGAGUUAUGGUUAUGGUUAUGGUCCCCACUAGAGAUUACUGCCACUUUUUGCUUUCUUCCUGCAAAACCCAAAUUCUUAAACAGAAAAAGAGUCGAUUUCCGUGCCAUUAAAUUCCGCGAAAUCGAAAUCCAAGAAAAGGAAAGUAAUUCAAAACAAUGGAAUUCAAAUCCAAACCUAGAAUUCAAAUCCCAAUUCCAAGCAAUAACACCAGCAACAUGAAACGAUCCGCUUCAUCAAACUCCGAUUCACACUCACACUUCGAAUCGCCCCACUCACCACUCCGACUCCACUCACCUCUCCCGUCCGACCAAGGCGAUCCACACGAGUCGCCUCCUUUCGUCUCUCCGAUGAACUCGCCACAAAAGUCGCCGCCGGUGGAUAACUCCAUGGCAAUCAUCGCCGUCGAUAAGUUCACUCAGUGCACUCCUCAACCGUCUCCUAAACCACAAGAAAAUGCAAACUUUUCUCAAGCUCAGGCGAAGGCUUCGAUGACGGUGAAUAGGGCGGUGAGGGAGGAAGGACCACCUGUCGUCGAAAGGUAUAAGCCGGGAGGCAGAACUUCGGGGGUGGGAGUCGUGCAGCCGGCUGCGACGUGGAGAUCGGGGAGAGAGGAAAAGAUGAAAGUAGCUGAAUUAGGGUUUAGGAUAAGUGAAGUUGUUUUGUGUUUGAUUUCGUUUUCGGUUAUGGCUGCUGAUAAGACUCAAGGAUGGAGUGGUGAUUCUUAUGACCGUUAUAGAGAAUACAGGUAUUGCUUGUCUGUGAAUGUAAUUGCAUUUGUGUAUUCGGGAUUCCAAGCUUAUGAUUUAAGUUAUCAUCUGGCCACUGGGAAACAUGUUAUCGGCCACCAUCUCCGUCGUCAUUUCAAUUUUUUCAUGGAUCAGAUAUUAGCAUAUCUUCUGAUAUCAGCUUCGUCGUCAGCAGCUACUCGGGUAGACGACUGGCAAUCUAACUGGGGCAAAGAUGAGUUCACAGAGAUGGCAACUGCUUCAGUUGCGAUGGCGCUCCUGGCUUUUAUUGCAUUUGCUGUUAGCUCCCUUAUUUCUGGUUAUAACCUAUAUAACAAUGGGUCCACCUGAUUUUAAUGGCACUUUUGAGGUUGUAUUUUAAUAAGAAUAUGGUGAAGGGAAUUGAGAAAAUGUCAAAUGGAAAUAAAUAUAUAUCAUCUUUUUAUUCUGUGUAUAGAGACAUAGCAACUUUUCCCUUACAACUUUUUGUUUUUGUACUUUUAGAAAUAGAUAAAAACAAAUGUAAAAGUUUGGGUUAUCUUAUGUAUAUAGAAUAACUUUUCCCCAGCUAUUAAUAACAGAGAGUAUUUAAUUUUGAGCAGCAA